This is a messenger RNA of Acanthoscelides obtectus, 1179 nucleotides long. The record is from the annotation of a GenBank genome assembly. NCBI's taxonomy places the organism in Eukaryota, Metazoa, Arthropoda, Insecta, Coleoptera, Chrysomelidae.
AUGGCGGCAGAUUUUGGUACUCCAGGAGAGUUGAAACAGCCUGUUUCAACUUACCUCGAUGCCGAACGAAUACAAGCGAAAGACAAAUCGGGGUAUGGCAAGCAAAAACAUUACGAACUGGCUUCUGAAGAAGUGAUGCUACGUAAUAAAUCUCUUCGUGAUCCUGCCACAAGUUAUGAUAUAAACCAUACGUCGCUUUACAGAUACAUUAAGAAAAAACAAGCGUAUGAGAGCAAUAAGACCAUUCAACCACCCUCAAUUGGAUAUCAUCGCCCCACAGUGUUUACCAAAGAGGAAGAAAAAUCAUUGUGUGAAUACGUUUUGACCUGCUCUGAUGCCAAUUUUGGGUUGAGAUUCCGGACGACCGGGAUAUGGCCAUUGAACACUGAAAUAUUUCGUGAAGAGGAGUUUUUGCCCAGUCAGGUGACCGAUCGAGCACUGCCACCAACAGUACUUGUACACGAAGAUUCCGUUGUUCAAACUGAUCAUCCUGAAGUUUCAAGGACCAGCAGAGAAGCCGAACGAGCUCCAAGCCCACCGAUCAAUAAUUCACUCUAUUAUAAUCCCACUGUUUCUAAUACUAAUGCAAAUGCAGAAGUAUCAUGCACUCCCACAGUUUUGUCUUCAAAUCAAGACGAUGCUCCUACGCCUGAUUCACUUUAUCCUGUGCCAUCAACUUCGAAGGUAUCUAUUACGUCGGCAGCCAUUAGUGAGGUUUCUUCAACUUCAAAUACAUCUACUGUAACUACUGCAGUCAGUGUAUUUUAUCCGGAAGCAAUAAGACCUCUACCGAAGGCAGAGGCUAGGAAGAAUACGCAAAAACGGAGAAAGAUAAAGUCAGCUAUAUUAACUGACACUCCUGUAAAAAAUGAGCUAGAAGCCAUUCAAGCUAGGAGAAACACCAAAAAAGUAAAAAGACCUGCGUUAAACCUAGAAAAUAAAACUAAGAAAUCCGUUAGCAAAACAAGGAGGAAUUGUAAGAAUAAAGGAAAAAUAAGUGAGAAAGAAAGUAGUGACAGUGACGAUGAUGACUGCUUCUGCGUAGUUUGUAUGGAGCCGUUUUCCCAAAGUGUCCCAAAGGAAGAAUGGAUUCAGUGUAUAGAAUGCAAGUCAUGGGCUCAUUUGGCCUGUACAAAAGGCGACUUGUUCUACGUGUGCCAUAAUUGCUUCUCUGAAUAG